GCAGCUCGGUGGCCGUGGCGAUGUCGGUGACGGUGACGAGGCUACCGAAGCUACCCCUGCUCCAGGGGGCUCCGACGGCGGCAGACGGGCAACCAAUGUCCUCCUCUUCUCCCCCGUCGCCGUCCCGUCUUGUGCCCCAGCUCCUGGUCGCGCUCCUCCAGCGCCGCCGCUUCGACGCCACGCUGCGCCCGUCCCCGGCCUUCCGGGGUUUCUCCCCGUCCUCCAUCGCCGCCGCGCUCGCCGCCAUCCCGCGCCUCCUCCUCCCGCGCUCCCCGCGCCGCCUCUGCCCGCAGCGCCCCUUUCCCUCCCCGUCCUCCGCCCCCACCCGCCGCCUCGCCGCCGCACUCACCCUCGCAUUCCUCUCCUGGUCCCACUCCGACGCCAACCCGUGCCGCCCGCCGCUCACCGAGGCCCCGCUCCGCGCCGCCGCCCUCUCCCUCGCCCGCGCCCGCGCGCUCCCCGCGCUCUUCCGCCUCCUCCGCGAGCACGCGCCGCUCGUCUCCACGGCCGGGCUCACCGACGUCAUACGCGCGCUCGGAGAGGAGGGCCUCCCGCGCCACGCGCUCGCGGCCUUCCACCGCGCGCGCCAGUUCCAUUGCUCCCCUGACGCGCAGUGCUAUAAUACUUUGCUCGCCGCGCUGUGCCAGAACAGCCGCUUCAAGGAGGCCAGGUUCCUUCUCGACCAGAUGGAGCGCCCCGGCGCGCGCUGCAGCCCUGAUUCCUACACGUACACGGUGCUCAUCUCCUGGUACUGCCGCAUCGGGGUGGAGACGGGUUGCCGGAAAGCAGCGAGGAGGAGGAUCUAUGAGGCAGGGAGGCUGUUCCGGAGAAUGGGGGAGAAAGGGCUGAAGCCAGAUGUCGUGACCUACAACUGUUUGAUCAAUGGCCUGUGCAAGACAUACCGUGUCGAGCGUGCACACGAACUGUUUGAUGAAAUGCUAAAGAAGGGCUGCAAACCAAACAGGGUUACUUACAAUUCUUUUGUGAGAUAUUAUAGUGUGGUGAACGAGGUGGAAAAAUCUGUUAAGUGGAUGCAGGAGAUGGUGGCGAGGGGACAUGGGGGAGCGACAUCGAGCACAUAUACGCCUAUUAUCCACUCUUUGUGCGAGAGUGGACGGAUUAGUGAGGCAAGGCAGUUCAUUAUCGAAAUGGUUCAAAAUGGGCAUCUUCCUAGGGAACACACAUAUAAGCUUGUGAAAGAUGCAAUUGAGGAGGCACAUGAGGAGGCUUUGCCGGCAGAGCUGUGUCAGUCUAUUGACUAUGGCAUCAAGGAGAGAUUUCAACAGUUAUUGCGAAUGAAGCCCAUAAUGCGAUCAGUCACAAGAUAGAUAACUGAGGUGCAACAUGAGCCAAUGCAAACUUGUUAUCCACUCUUGGUGUUGAGAGGGUUGUACACCAAGCAAAGAAUUCUUUAUUGAGAUGUGUACAGAGUAAAUGCUUAUACAUGUAUCAUCUGUGAACUGAGGAACAGUGUCAAUGGGAGUGCUCUGGUUAGUGUCUUUGCUGAAAGAUCAUUGCCUAGGACUUGUUGCCCAACAUGCCACUUGAAAGUAGAUCAUCCCAGGCAAAAUGUUGCGCGGAAGGUAAGCAAUAUCUGUGGUUCUUGCUCAUGGUUGACGUUGGAAUAAUUAUUAUGCAACGAACUUGCCAAUUGUUAUUGCUACAGCCUUUGUUUCUGUACCAUUUUGGGAUCCUGUAGUUUUUCAGCAUAAUACUCCUGUACCAAUAUGCCAUAAUACAGAUUUGGUCUUUUCUUGCUAUCUUCAGUUGUUGCAGUUUACAGCUUCACUUUUUUUUUGUGGUGAAAGACAGCAUCACAAAAUUGAAAUUGCCAUUUCCUGCUAUCUAGCCUGGAAC
This is a messenger RNA of Oryza brachyantha (malo sina), 1857 nucleotides long. RefSeq names its product pentatricopeptide repeat-containing protein At1g77405. The coding region runs from base 21 to 1328 and encodes 435 amino acids. The transcript has a single exon. NCBI's taxonomy places the organism in Eukaryota, Viridiplantae, Streptophyta, Magnoliopsida, Poales, Poaceae. Gene Ontology annotation, molecular function: protein binding. The record is from RefSeq and is a predicted model, not a curated record.